Molecule: messenger RNA, 7646 nt
Organism: Xyrichtys novacula (pearly razorfish)
Lineage: Eukaryota; Metazoa; Chordata; Actinopteri; Labriformes; Labridae
Source: the annotation of a GenBank genome assembly
AUUGUGUUCCGGCCGGUAAGGCACGAGCGCAGAAAAAUCUUUUUCACACUUACAGGAGGGCGCAUGCGCAGAGAGGACACCAACUGGUUUGUGUCAAGUCGAGGCAGACGGAUGUGAUCGAGCCAAGAAAUCACCUGUAUUCUGGCAUUCAUGGUGACACAGUGAGUACACGUUUACCUUAGACUUUUGUACAGUGUUAGAAUUAGCAUGUUAUUAAAUUUUUGUGCAUUUUUUGGGCGAAUAAAAGAUGAAAUAUGAGGAUACAGAAAGGCUGUUGCAUGAAGCAUCUUCAUACAGCAGGCAGAAACAGUGAUAGAAAUCUGUAAAGAAAUAAAAUAAGGUGGAUAUUCGCAUGUGUGAAGCUUUGUUGAUUUGAAAAGGAAAAAAAUCGGCUGCAAAAUACCAGCUUUUCUGAUCAGAUGAUGUGAUAAUGCUCCUAUAAAUGGCUGCAUGCUGCUUUCUUCAGGAUGACUGCCUGUCUUGAAUCGAGCGUCAUAUGUGUGUGUAUGUAUCCUCCUGAGGAUGCGACUGAUGGAUGCGAUCGCUGCAGUCCUGGAGUAACGCCUUGUCGCUAUCAUUACCGCUCAUCCUUCAUAGACAGAGAGAGAGAGAGAGGGGGGAGGAGGAGGAGGACAGAGGAGAGCGGUUGUUGCUCAUCACAUAUAUUUGUUAAUAUUUGUUAAAUUGAUCCUAAAACUGCUCGGGUGUUUGUCAUUUGCAGCUCGAGAUCUGCACUCAAACGCACCACACGCCUCGAUGAAUGGUGGGAGAAGUCCAAAUUUGGUGGUUGCAUUGCACAGAAGUUGAACCCACACAGAUCGUGAAGUGCUUGUGCACUGCCCAAGGCACGUUUUUUUUUCCUCCACCUUUAUAUUCAGGAGUUUUAAAAAAAAAUUGCAAAUUUGAUCAACAAAAGAGUCAAACUGAUCAUGUGGUUUUGUUUGAUUGAUUAGGCUUGAUCCAUCCUCCUCCUCCAGGCCAUCAUGCAUCACGCUAGAUCUUUAAUCUCCUGUGUUUUCUUGGAUUGCGUGUGUAAGUCUGCAUGUGUUUGUGCGUGUGAUUCUCCAUCUUAAUGCAGUAAUAAUCUUCCAGUAAACACACCCACCCUCCCCCCUUUUUCUCUUUUUCUCUUGCUUGCUCUUCCCCCUCAAGUCCAUGGGCUCAGAGCGGGUGGAGAUGCGUAAAAGACAGAUGCAGGUUCACCAGGAAGCAGCUGCCAGUGUCCUCCAAGCGCGCCACAGAAUGGGAAACACCCCCACCAACGCCUCAAACGCCUGCUGCUUCUGCUGGUGCUGCUGCUGUAGCUGCUCCUGGUAAUGACACUCCUCAGGUUCCCACACAGCGGGCUGCAGACAGGAGAUGUGUGGUCUGAGACAUGGGGGGGAUAAUGGUCUAUUUACUGGCAGAUUACUGAAGACAUGUGGGUUGAAAUGGUGGGAUUGUGGCCGACUUUCAGUCAUCUUCCUGACAUCUCCCACACACUUAGGCUCAAACCCAUCUCUCAUUUGUACUUUUCCCCCCUUUGCCUCCUGAGUUUAAAAGCGCAGUGGCAAAAUCUCAACCCACAAAUGGUUAUCAGGAGCUGUCAAUGGCAUUUAUGUAAAUGGACACACUCCAGCUUGCUAACUAAUUAGACAGGGAGAUCAGCAUACUAAAGGUGAGUUUAAAAGAGUCAUAUCAGGUAGCAUUGUAAGUUAGAAACAGAAAUGGUUUUUAUCCGUGGGAUAGAAACGUUCUUGGAUGUCACAGAUGCACACAGAGUUUAUUGUUGGAAAGCGACCAGUCUCACGGUGGGAGUGGAUUUUACUGUGAGUUUGCAUGUACAGUUCUGUUUUUAACCCUAGACUACUAAAAUUAGUAACACCAUCACUAUUGCCGGGUGAUUUUUAUCCGAAAUAAUAUACCCAAGAAAAAGUACUUGUCAUCAAAAUAUAUAAAAAUAGGAUAAUACAUGAUACAUGCCAUGAGGGGACCAUAUAAAAAUGCAACAAAAUAACUGAAAUUAGACUGUAAACUUAGUUUCUUUUCCACCCAUUCCUGACGUAUGUGAGUCUUCUGUGGUGAAGACUCAGGGUCCUUGGCACAAUAACAGCUGCAGGAGAGAGAACCAAAAUAUGGCAGAUUUAGAGUAAGUAAAAAUGACCAGCUGACUAAAAUAUUUCUUAUCACUACUUUGUGAUAGUUAUUCAUAACCACUGUGCUAAAUAAAGAUAGCAUGCAAAUUCCAGGACCACUCUUACUGACAUGCAGCUAACAAAUUCAUCUAAACUUACCCUCUAUCACUAUUGCAGAGUGAAAAUCACCCAAACACGUGCCUGUAGGAAAAAGCAGGUUUUGGAUCAGAGAAACAAAUAUGCCUUCAAAGAUGUCAAAGGCAAUGCUGAAGCUACCCAGGGACACAUGAUACUCAGACAAACGCAACAUGAUGAAAAUCACAUAAACAUGUUUGAUUGGGUGAAAAUCACCUGGCCAUAGUGUUUUAGGGUUAAGCUGAUAUUGAAAACACAACAAUAUCAUGGUUCCUGACUUCUGUCCAUCAUGAUUUGACUCCUUGGACUUGUUUGUGCUGACUGCCUCAUGCCGUGCAUCCCAUCAUUGUUUUUCAAGACGCACAAAACUAAGUGGAAGGCAUUGAUAUGAGACCCAUUAAGUAAAGAGGUAGAUGAUGUAGAUGGGUUGAAUUAGUGGCUCUUACUUGGAACCAGUUUUCAAUUCCCAUCCAUAAGACAUUAACAACAAAAGCCAUUUGAAUUUUAAACAAAAACUGAAAUAAUUAUGUAGUGUUUUGGCAUCAAUCAGCAAAAAUAUAUCACAUAUUGUCUUGUGUAGACUGGCAUGUCAAGACCAUUGUGCGAUUAGACUGACAAAUGAGUGAUGGAGCUGUGACUUGAUUUCACAGCCAGCAGUUAAUGUCUGUUUUUGAUGAAAUACAACCUAGCAGAGCAGCAGCCAUCUUAGUUGUUGUUGUAGAAGUGCCUUCCAUACAAAGGUUGUUUAUUUUUAUCAUGGUUAGAGCAUACUUUAAAAUAUAUAGAUGCUGUAUGUGACAGCAGGUUGGUGGGUGUGGCAUGAUAGAGUCUGGAGGUCAUGCUUUGGAAAAUGUUGAUACUGUAAUGUUUCAAGAAGAGACUGCACUUUUUGAUGGGAUUAUUACCUUACUAAAGAUUCUGCAGAACAGGUCACACGUUUAAAAACUCGAAACUGGAGGAGUUUUACAAACCAACAUUUCUGCUGCUCAGAUUAGUCACCAAAGGGAUAAUUAGGCUCUUUUUCCUUGUUUUGAUUCUCGAAAUGUUGAGGAACGUUGCAGUGAUCUGUAUCAUUUUAAAUCUGAAGAUACUACUCUGAGUCUCAUUCUACUGUAGCAGCUCAGUCGUGAAUACAACUUAAAUUCUACCUCCAUCCUCCUACAUGUUCAACAACACCACAGCCCACGCUUACAGCCUAGAAAAACAGAAACGCUGCGGCCCCGUGACCUACGCUGGAUCUCAUUGGUCGGAGGCCUCAGGAGGUUUUAAUCUGUUUUGGAAUCAAACGCCGUUUACUUCGGCUUCCUCUGAGAUCCACCGACCUGUUGUGUGCAGAGCCUGGCCAUGUUAAUUCAGUCCGCUGGGGAUGAGUAAUACACUUUGUCUCCACAUCUAUUGUCAUUUCAUCUAUUUGUUGCACAGCUACGACAGGCUAGCUCCCAUGUGGGAUCGCUCACGUUGGACUCACCUGAACCAAUUAAUCUCCAGCCAGCUGCUACAUUGGCUUUUUAAUUACACACAGGGAAUCCCCACAGGAUGCGGCGGCCGGUUGAUAUAAUUAUCUAUUUAUCCAAAUGUUCCCAACAAUCCCAGUAGAUUCUCCGAAUCCAGUGUUGUGUUAUUUGAACCGAGAACAAACAGUGCCUUAAGUACAUUAAAACAGGCCUUAAAAAACCCUGGGAUAAACAUUACACUGAGGUUCAUGGCUUUUUCUUGUAGUUUGCCAAAUGGUUUACAGAUGAAAUUUGAGGAAAUGGAAAUGCCCUGUCAAUGAACCACUAAGAGCCAAUUUUACCCUCAAAUUUGUCCUGCAAUGUAAAACAUAGAGUUGAAUCUGUGGCCAAACAGACAGACAAAAAAAGUUUUUCUUGCCACUGUUGCCAAGCACUUGUUAAAGGGAUAUUCUGGCGUAAAAUUAAUUUAGGGUCAAACACACCAUAACACAGAGUUAGACACCCCUUCGAGAGAUGAAUGUUGCCUACCACUUGCUUCUCUAGUUUUGCCAACUUUAGUAACGACCGCACGAUAGCAAUACACAGCGGUCUGAGGAGCCAUAAAUAAACCUCAACCAAAACGCCACUCUAUAGCCACAAAUAAUGCUCAGAACAGCACCUAACUUCAUCAACAGUACAUAUAGGGUCCUAGCCACCAAACAUCUUUUUAGCUUUGCCUGAUUCUUAAGCAAAGAGACUAAACACAGCUCACCUACUCUCUUCCAGCAGCCCCUUGUUUGUAGCGAGACCUCAGGCCAGUCCAUUACAGACUACAGCGGGGUGACGCAGCUCAAGGAAGAACAUUUAUCAUCAUUACUUUAUCAUUUCCUUGAAGUAAUAAUCACCAUAUUAAUCGUUUUGAACUGCAGACGUGGUAGUUCUUCUGCCUUAGCGUCUGAGUCUGAUUGCAUUUCCAUGAAGAAAUGAUCAUAAACGUUCUUCCUUGAGCUGCGUCACCCCGGAUGUUUGGUGGCUAGUACUAUGGCUGGGACCCUAUAUGUACUGUUGAUGAAGUUAGGUGCUGUUCUGAGCAUUAUUUGUGGCUAGAGAGUGGCGUUUUAGUUGAGGUUUGUUUAUGGCUCCUCAGACCGCCGUGUAUUGCUAUCCUGCAGAAAUUAUCAUAGAUGAUCAACAUUCAUCUCUCCAGGGGGUGUCUAACUCUGUGUUAUGGUGUGUAUGACCCUAAAUUAAUUUUACGCCGGAAUAUCCCUUUAAUAGGUAGUUUAAAGCUGGGUCUCUCUUUAUGAAAUAGAUAAGAGUACAGCUUUGGGGUCAAGCUUUGAGGAAAUAUUCCGAUAUACAGUGUAUUAUAGAUAUAUCAGGGGUGGUUUGCCCUGCCUUCUUUUUAAGGCACCACUGUCAACAAAUUAAGACCAGCGCGAUUAUGAAAGAUGAGCUCCCGGUCUUGUUUCAUCUGAACAAUAACCAAAGAGAUAUGUUUGACCUCACCAGAUUCAACAUAUCUUAUCAAUAACUAUCAGACCAAUGAGCUGAGGCAGGCAGCCUCUGAAAUACUGAGCCUGAAGAGAAAAGUGGAAGCUGUUUGUUUUGAUGACAGGCAGAUGCUUCUCACUUACAUGAACCACAUUAUCUCAAGUUAAGAGGGCUAAUUUAGGAAAAGACUCUGGAGUUAUUUUAAAUGGAUCCUGAUCGGAGCUGCAUGAUGAGCUAUUCAUAGAUUUUCUUUUUUUUUUCCAGUUUGACUGUUCGGGGUGAGGAUGAGACGGUUCAGAGAUCGACUUUUGAGCGCAAAACAGAAGGAACCACAAACUGUGAAGAAAGGUACCAGCUUCACAUGAGAAACAUUUCAACGUCAGCUACAUAAAGAACAAGAGAGCAAUACAUCAACCUAUCUGUUAUCUUUCAGCCCGAAGCCUUCUCUGGAAGACGCUCGCUCCUGGUCAACGUCAUUCGAAAAGGUGAUGAAGAGUGCAGCGGGUCGAAGCUGCUUCAGGCAGUUCCUGCGGACGGAGUUUAGCGAGGAGAACAUGAUGUUUUGGCUCGCCUGCGAGGAUCUCAAGAAGGAGACCAACAAGACUGUGGUGGAGGAGAAAGUGCGUCAGAUAUACGAAGACUUCAUCUCGAUUCUUUCCCCUAAAGAGGUGAGAAAGCAAAGCAUGACAUUAUAAAAGCUUGUACAAUUUUUGAGCUCUCUAACCCUUGGCACAAACUCAAAGAUAACCCCAGAGCUUCAUCUUUGUAAUAAUCAGACAUGUUUCUGAUCUAGAUCUUUUCUUUUGCUUUUGUUGGUCGUAAAGAUGCAUCAUUAUUUAUUCGUCUUUUUUGACUAUCAGCUUUAAACACCUAAUUCAGAAUCAGCUAAAAUAACAGAACUAUGUUUGGGAAAUGAUUUAUCUUUGGUAUAUUUUAGUUUUAUAGUUUGACCAUGUCCCAUCUGUCAACAUGGAGAACCUGUACUGCAGCCCAUCAGAAAGUGAGAUCCAACCUUUUGGCUUCACUUUUGUGAGAGCUGUCCUGUUGUCCAUUUUUCUUUCCUUUGUCAUGCCUUCACUGAGAGCCCAACUGGAACCAGUCUUUGAGUAAUGUACCCUCUAUACAUGGGAGAUUCAACCACUGAUCUACACUGGUGAUCCAUGUUAUCCAGAUCUUAGUAGUCCAUGGUGUCACACCAGCAGUGGCCUCCUUGGAUGUUUAUGAAAAGGUCUCAUCUGGGCUUAAGACUGCCCCAUUCGAUGGGAAGAGAGGAGACCUGUCUGACAGAGCAGAUAGAGCGAGGGCUCACAAAUAAUCAUUAUUAUAUUGGCUUCAAGUUGUGCUUUGUUGUGUUUCUGCAUUGUUAUUUUGAGGGUGGAGACCUCAAGGUCUUUUCUAGGUCCUGCAGAUUCUUAAACCUCACAGUCUUUCUCCCCACAGUAGCUGUUUCUCUACUUUAUCUUCUGCCUGUUUACAUGUGACACAGCUCUGGUCUCCUAUCUGCUCAUCUUCUCCAGGUCAGUUUGGAUUCCCGUGUUCGAGAAGUGAUAAACCGCAACAUGCUGGAGCCGACCUCGUGCACGUUUGACGACGCUCAGCAGCAGAUCUACACCCUGAUGCAGAGAGACUCGUACCCCCGCUUCAUAAACUCCACUGCGUACACAGAUCUGCUGAAGAGCCUGGAAGAGCCUCCCCCUGAGCCAUAGACUGUCCACUGCCACACACUUUAGCUUUUCAAAUUUGGCGCAUGCGUCCCACCCGACGGCGUUUUCUGUGUGUUUUCCUGUUGGAGUCGUGCUAUUUUAAGACAGACAGACAGACGGGAAAAUGAACACUUCUUCAAACCGGUCUUAAUCCAGCUGUAACUGCAGUUUAUUUACCCAUGAUUAGCUUACCAAAAUACUUGGAGCAAACAAGAACAAAUGCUAUAUCCAGCACCAGUUGCUUGUUCAGAAAACAUAUCUAUAUUUUUAUAUAUUCCCAAGCGCUUGACAUUGCACUUUUCUACCUUGUCUAAUGAGAGAAAGCAUGUAUCUGUGAGCACUGCAUUUGUAUUUAGGUAUGUUGUGAGCCUUAAUGCAUAUCCAGUUCUUGUAGAAACUAGUAGGUUUUAUUUAUCUGUAACUUAAGAAGAAGGAAAGUGCCUUGGAAUAAGAUCUUCUACACUCGCACCUUUGCUCUAACAAAGACGGUGACGGUGCGACAACAACUUCAUAUGUUGGUGCUUUCAGCUCUUCUCAAAGAAAACAUUUUUACAACUCAACGAGCUGAUUCCCAGGAAUAGAUCUUGUCUGUGUGUUUCAAUACUGUGAUUUUAGUCAUAAUAUAUUUAAUUUUAACCAAACAGGGAAGAAAAGAAUACUGAAUACAUGACCAUGACCACUGAUAUAUUUGUGUAUUUAAAAAGGAGUUUGUGUGAAAUAGCUAUUUGAAUUCUCACAAAUCUAAUAAAGCACAAUCAUAUGUUGUU